Molecule: messenger RNA, 1372 nt
Organism: Salvelinus sp. IW2-2015
Lineage: Eukaryota; Metazoa; Chordata; Actinopteri; Salmoniformes; Salmonidae
Source: RefSeq, a predicted model, not a curated record
UAGUUGUUUUGAACGCAGCAUUAGUCCUGUUUAGGGGCUGGGUUUCUGUAUUUUAUCUAAAGAACAAAUCCGUUGUAAGCAAAUAUGGAGAGAUAAAGACAUUGAAAAGAAACGGAAGAAGUAUGCCUAUAUUACCAUAAGCUUUUUAAAAUGGCAAUACGGGAACUAAAAGUGUGUCUUCUUGGGGAUACUGGAGUGGGCAAGUCUAGUAUUGUAUGUCGUUUUGUACAAGACCAUUUCGACCACAACAUCAGUCCAACAAUAGGGGCAUCGUUUUUAACCAAGACGGUGCCGUGUGGACAUGAACUACACAAGUUCCUCAUCUGGGACACAGCGGGACAGGAAAGGGACUCUUUCCAGACACUGAAGAAAUGGGUGAAGGAGCUGAAAGAACAUGGUCCUGAGGACAUCGUUGUAGCCAUCGCAGGGAACAAAAACGACUUGGGGGACAUCAGGGAAGUUCCUAUGAAGGAAGCGAAGGACUUUGCUGAGUCUAUCGCAGCCAUCUUCAUGGAGACCAGCGCCAGAAACGCUGUCAAUGUGGAGGAGCUCUUUCAGAAGAUCAGUAAACAGAUUCCGCCCCUGGAGAAUCCAGACUUAGACAGUAACGAGUCCUUCAAGAUAACCCGGCAGCCCCCUCCGUCUAACAAACGCUGCUGCUAGUAAGACCCCUUCCGAGUCCCAAAUAGACCCCUACCACCUUACCCCUGGGCCCUACCCCCCUAGCACCCUACGCCCUAGGUAUUUCUGUUGAUCUCAAGGGGAUUGGACUGGUGUAGUACGAUCGAAAUAUGUUGGAAACUCUACCUGUCUUAUCUUAGGGAAAGGUGGCGGUAUUAUCAUGUUAACCACAUUGCUUACACCGAUCCUAUACUUUCAGAUCGGUAUGAAGUUGAUAGGCCUUAGGGGUAAGGGGCUAGGGGUCGGUUUGGAAUUCAGCCUCCGAUUACCAGUGAAAUGAUCACUCUCUUUGGCUCCAUUCCAUACACGGUUCCAUGGAUCAAGUUCCACACAUCCAUCUUGACACACGGGUCACAAUGAAGCGUUGGUGUACGCAACAGCUGCACAGUUCAGCUCCUGAUUGGCCCCUUUCGACAGUCCACAAUACAUAUACAGUACAUGGGUCUCAGGGAGAGAGGAGGACAAACAUGGCUUUGGCUUUGUGAUAGAUCAGAACCUCUCUCCCCUGUAGCGUAGUGAACAGUGUGUCCCAAGUCCAGAAACCGCCCCUAUAUCCCAUAUAAAAGCUAGUUGGACAUUUCGCCAUAUUGUACCUAUUCUACCUUCCAGAUAUAUCCAGGAUGUAUCACAACCGGGCCGUGAUUGGGAGUCCCAUAGGGCGGCGCACCAUUGGCUCAGCAUCGUCCGGGUU